Molecule: messenger RNA, 3631 nt
Organism: Myxocyprinus asiaticus (Chinese sucker)
Lineage: Eukaryota; Metazoa; Chordata; Actinopteri; Cypriniformes; Catostomidae
Product: pyroglutamylated RF-amide peptide receptor-like
Exons: 8
Coding region: 623-1975 (450 amino acids)
Biological process (GO): G protein-coupled receptor signaling pathway
Cellular component (GO): membrane
Molecular function (GO): peptide binding; neuropeptide Y receptor activity
Source: RefSeq, a predicted model, not a curated record
CUGUUAUUUGCCAAAGGGUCUCAGACUCGUUCAGUGGGGCAAAGGAACAAGUUUACAAGCGCGUCGGAGAAACUUUUAAGAAAGAACAGGUCACCGGAUCAGAUCACACAUAUUACAUGAUUGCAAGACUAAGACUUCACUCAAACCAAUUAUGGAGAAAGAAAAACAAUUACAGAGUCCUGAAGUGUGAAGAUGACAAAGCAGCAUGCUAGCUGCGUAAGCUGGUACAUCUCCUGAAGGACGUUCUCCUGCUAUGCUGAGCGUGAACAGUCAGACAUCAUUGUUACACUGUGUAACAGUAUAAGGACAGGCAAGGAGGAGGUGGGAACUGGCUGGAAAGUCAACAUAAAGGUUUAAUGAUAAAAAUGAACUUAACAUAAAACAUAAACGGACACACAUGCAGCGCGGCCACAUGCGUCUCUCUCUCUUGAACUGUUGCCUCUGGCUCCCCUUUAUCUCGCUCUCCCGCUGAUCAGCUGAUUCAGUGCCAGCCGUGCACCAUCACGGCCUGGCCACGCCCUCCUCGUCACACACUGAGUUUCAACAGGUGUAUCUGGAGUGGACAUUGACCACUAUUGCAGUCCUCAAGCAGCCAAUAUCUUGAUCUUUGAAAACCAUCAAAAUGAACCUCACCUCCCAACUCCUGGACCUCAUGCUGGAGGCUUCCAACCUCUCUCGCUGGCAGUUCAUCCAGGAAUAUUCCAUCCCUCCUUUGGUGGUAGUGCCCAGACUCCCUAGCGCCCUGCUUCCAGUGUUUGGCCUGGUCUACGUGCUCAUCUUUGGACUUGCAGUGGUGGGCAACGGGGCGGUGCUGGUUCUGUUAUGUCGAAGAAAGGCUCUGCAGUCUCCCAGCACUUUCUUCAUUUGCUCUCUGGCACUCAGUGACCUCCUGAUUUCCAUCGCGUGUGUUCCUGCAACACUGCUGCAACACUUCUUCACUAACUGGUUGGCAGGGAAUUUUCUUUGCAAGCUAAUACCUUUUCUUCAAGUGACAGCCAUAGCAACCAGCAUGCUUACCAUGACAUGUAUUGCUGUCGAGCGUUUCCAGGGAAUCCUUUAUCCUUUGCAUGUCCGCAACAGCUACUUCCUUUGCCACGCCUUCAAGAUGCUCGUGGCUGUGUGGCUGGUUGCCCUGGCAAUUGCAGCUCCCAUGUGGUUUGUGCAGAAAGUGGAGGUCAAAUAUGACUUCCUGUUUGAUGUCUACCACACCUGUUGCUUAGAAGUAUGGCCAAGCCAUCAGCAGAGGAGAGCCUACACUACCUGUCUGUCGGUUCUGGUUUUCAUGGCCCCCUUGGUGACCAUGGCCAUCCUGUACUGGAAGAUAACGAGAGAGCUUUGGGGGAAACACAAAGUGCAUGAUGUCAUGUUCAAAACACUCCCAGGAUCUGAAAUUAACAAGAUUACCAGGAGAAAAAAACGUGCCGUAAGAAUGAUGGCCACCGUGGUGCUGCUCUUUGCUGCCUGCUGGGCACCAUUCCAUCUGGUCUCCUUCCUGCUCGACUAUGGCCAGCUAGACCUCAAUCUAGACUCUGAGUUUCUCCUGGUCAGUGUGGUUCAAAUCCUUGGAUUCAGUAACUCGGUGUGCAACCCACUGGUUUAUGCUGCCCUCAACACCACUUUCAAGAGGGACUUGCUAGCUCUGCUCACCCGAAGAUGGCGCUCGGGUAGUCAUUGUUGCUGUAGUCCAGGUUACUGUUGUUCUUUGAGAAGCCACAAGCGAGUGGGCGUCUCAGCAGUGGAGUCAGUCGAACCCAGACGUGGCCUGCAGAGGACGAGUAGACAAGGAGGAAUCAGAUCAUGGAGUAAACUGGCAUGGGAGCCCGAACCUGAGAGGCCUACAUCCAACUUGUUCCCCCCCAUGAACCUGCUUAGCGCCAUCAGGCCCAAAAAGACCUCCAGUACUAUGAUACUAAGUGUUAUUGACCCACCACAUUCUGGAUCUGACCAAUCUCUAACAGGGAUGCUGGAUGAGUGAAUGUUAACAGAAUGAGUUGGCAGUGAUACCUGCCCACCAUCGAAAGUUAAACAAUCCCUGUGUCUGGCUAUGCAUACUUACAUUCUGCACAGUAUGCAAAACGCAGUAUGUCCGAAUACUCAAGUGUUAAUGAUACAGUAGCCGAACAACACCCAACUGACUUACUGCAUCUGCUGAGAUUCUGAAAUGUGCAACCAUUGGACAUUUUACUAUGCCAUAAGAUCAAGGAAACUGAGCUGUGAGAAUCAAAAAGCUGAAAAUAAAAAAUGGCAGAGGACUAUGUGUCAAGCAGCUCUGUUUAAGAUUUCAAGGUAUCAAGAAAACUGUUCCUCGUGAUUAAAUUGUAGUUUGUAGAUUGUUACACAUGUAUGUUUGUAAUAGAUUAAUCUAGUUUCAUAAAGGGGAAAUGCAAAUUCAAUGAGUGGUGUCUUGAGAAAAUUGAAGUAAACUGGUUGAAGCCCGUAUGGAAAAGAUUUUGCUGCAGGACUUGACGGAAAUGUUGUAAACUUGGCACAACAAAAAUCAAGGCACUGGAAAUCCCACAUGAAAAGCACAGUAUGACCCUCCCAUCCGAAUCGUAUUGCCCUGCUCUGCUCCCCAAAUUUCCCCCAUGGCUAUUGAUGUGGAUGUUCAAACAGGAAACACACUUCCAACAACCUGAGCAAUUUUCAGAUCUUUGAAGCAUGUGAUGCGCAGUGCUACUUUUAGAACUGAGGUUAUAUCUAUGCAAUAAGGAUGGGGGGGGAGUCACCAGAGAAAAAAUUUAAAUAAUUUGCUUUUUGGCUGUUAAAUCUAUACUUUCAGUCUCCAGACUUUUGAAGACCUCAUGUGAAUAAGACAAGACCAUCAUUAGACUUGGGCUCUGAGCAAGUUGAGGUAAGCAAGGCCAUGUUUGAAAUCUUGACUUGCUUUUAAGGGAUAGUUCACCCAAAAACUUUUUUCUUUAAUUGUCUUUAAUCGAAGGGGGGCGACAUUAUCAAGAGUGCUAGAGAAGACUGUAUUUAUAUUUUCUGUUAUUUCAUCAAGUUCUUCUAGACUUUGGGGCUUACUGAGUGUAUCAGAUAGAUCUGGAAGAUUAUUAGUGAAGCUAUCUUUAGUGGUCCAAAUAAUUGUUCUACCUGAAUGAUAGAUUGAGUACCAUCAGCUGAUCGCAGCAUACAAGAGACAAGUUAAUGAUCUGAGAUGUCAUCGCUCUGCGGUAGAAUUUCUAUAGUAUCAACAUCAGCUCCAUAUGACAGAAUUAAAUCUAGCAUAUGAUUAUGGUGAGUUGGUCCUGUCACAUUUUGUCUGACUCCAAGCGAGUUGAGAAUAUCGAUAAAUGCUAAUCCCAAUGUGUCAUUUUCAUUAUCUAUGUGAAUGUUGAAGUCACCAACAAUUAAAGCUCUAUCUACAGUAACUACUAGAUCUGAUAAAAAAUGUGCAAAUUCACCAAGGAAAUCAGAAUAAGGCCCAGGUGAUCUAUAUACUGUAGCAAGGGCAAAAGACGGCAUUACAUUAAGCAUUAUUAGUUCAAAGGACUUCAAUUUAUAUCCUGUCCUCAGAGUAACACCAAAAAUGUCACUGUAAAUCGUAGAAACACCUCCUCCUCAACCCUUCAGAUGAGGCUCAUGUUUAUAACAAUAACCUGGGGGAGAAGAUUCAUUUAAACUAAUAUAU